Lytechinus variegatus (green sea urchin) is the source of this 4761-nucleotide messenger RNA. Its product is annotated as sodium/calcium exchanger 3-like. The transcript has 12 exons. Lineage: Eukaryota; Metazoa; Echinodermata; Echinoidea; Temnopleuroida; Toxopneustidae. Gene Ontology annotation, biological process: calcium ion transport; cell communication; transmembrane transport. The record is from RefSeq and is a predicted model, not a curated record. Gene Ontology annotation, molecular function: calcium:sodium antiporter activity. The coding region runs from base 206 to 2665 and encodes 819 amino acids. Gene Ontology annotation, cellular component: membrane.
GCCCAUAAUGUAAUGACAUCAAUAGCCACUCCUCACAACAUCACAGUUUGCCAGUGUCAGAGCAGUAGGCAGCAGUGAUCUCAGUAUUUGAAAGGCUUUCAGGUUGUGAAGGGUUGAUAUCCAGGGUUGUUGGAAGCAACCGUGCGUUUGAAGACAACCAGGUGGUUUAAGAUUCCUACGAGGUAGGGUCACCACCGGCCUCAGGAUGAAUGAUUCUAGCUCAGAAGAGGACUACUGCUCCACCCUCGGUCUCAUCCUCCCGCUCACCGACGAGUCCGGGUGGAACCAUGGCUUUCGCUCCUUCAUCUACCUGUUCGGUCUCCUCUGGAGCUUCAUGGGGGUGGCCAUCAUUGCCGACAUCUUCAUGUGCGCCAUCGAGGUCAUCACCAGCUUGACCAAGAAGCUGAAGGUUGUCAACGCAGCGGGCGAGGUGGAAGAGAUCGAACUGCGGGUCUGGAACGACACAGUGGCCAACCUGACCCUGAUGGCUCUGGGCUCCAGCGCGCCGGAGAUCUUGCUCUCCGUUAUUGAGAUCGCAGGGAACGGGUUCCAGUCGGGACAGCUCGGCCCGAGCACCAUCGUCGGGUCCGCUGCCUUUAACCUGCUGAUCAUCACAGCUGUUUGCAUCAUGGGUAUCCCGAAAGGAGAGACCAGACGGAUCAAGAGGAUAAAAGUGUUUGGUGUUACCACGUCUUUCUCUUUAUUUGCCUACAUCUGGUUGUACAUUGCUCUUCAGGUUAGUUCUCCUAAUAUAGUGGAGCUUUGGGAAGCAGUCUUGACCUUCAUCUGCUUUCCUCUUCUUGUCGUGGUGGCUUACAUCAUUGACAAAGAAUUCUGUGGGAAGAAGGAACACGAGCCAGACAUGGAACUUGGUCUCGAAAAACGAAAUGGUCCCAGCGGAAGUCAGACAAACUGGUAUCAACUCGCAACUCCUGGGGCGUCUCAUCUAACCGCUGGCCAUGUCGACAAGGAAGCCGUCAGCGAAUUCAUGAAGGAGGUCGGCAAGCACCCUGAUCUGGAUGAAGCUACCAUCGCCAAGCUAUUGGCAUUGGAAGUACAGCAGCAUGAGCAUCAUUCCCGGGGUUGGUAUCGUAUCAACGCUUCCCGUGCCAUGGCUGGUCGCCAGAAGGUCUCCCCUCAUGUAGAUCCACACACCUUGGAACUUUACCACAAGAUCAAGAACAAGGAGGUGCCGUCGUACAACCCUACUUCUGACAAGUCAAACGGAGGAACCCGCUCCGUGGUCGAGUUUGCUGCGUGCUCCUGCGCGGUCUUUGAGAAUGAGAAGAAAGUCAAUAUUCUUGUCAAGCGAUACGGUCUGCUCAGCACACAGCAUAUGGUCAAGUUUGAGACGUUUGACGGUACUGCUGAAGCCGGACAGGACUACAUCGCGAAGAAGGGUCAACUUAUCUUCGAACCCGGUGAAACCAGCAAGAGCAUCGAGAUCGAGAUCAUCGAUGACUACGAAUGGGAACCUGAUGAAACGUUCUUUGUCAAGCUCCACGUCGACACCAAGGGCACAGCUAUCCUAGGAACUCAGAGCAUUGUCGAAGUCACUAUCAUCAACGAUGACGAGCCUGGAACUUUGGAGUUCACCAAGACCAGUUUUAUCGUGAAGGAGAGCAUCGGAUCGGCUGUACUACCGGUGAUCAGGAACCAAGGAAGCGAUGGCAAGAUUGAAGUCUCUUGGAGGACUAAGGACCUUGAAGCAGUCAACGGCCAGGACUACACCGGAGGCGAGGGGACCCUGACCUUCGAGCACGGCGAGAGGGAGAAAUUCAUUGAAAUACCCAUCAUUGAUGAUCAGGAGUAUGAGAAGGAUGAAAGCUUUGAAGUAGAACUCUUUGAUCCCACUGCCGGGUCACAGCUUGGAAGGCUCAAGAAAACCGUUGUCACUAUCAUAAAUGAUGAUGACUACACCACCAUGUUGGAUCGUGUCGUUAAGAUCACUCAUGUUAACCUGGAUAGAUUGAGAAUAGGCAAUGCUUCGUAUGCAGAUCAGUUCCGAGAUGCCAUGAACGUCAACGGUGGCGAUGUUGAGAGUGCCACCUUGUUUGAUUACAUCAUGCACUUCUUGACUUUUGGUUUUAAGGUUAUCUUUGCCUGUGUACCCCCACCCAACUUCCUCAACUCGCGUGGGUGGAUCACCUUUGUGGUGGCAUUGGCUUUUAUCGCUGUCCUGACUGCCAUCAUUGGUGACUUGGCGACAAUAUUUGGGUGUCUCAUCGGCCUCCUAGCCCCCGUCACUGCCAUCACAUUCGUAGCCCUUGGAACCAGUCUCCCCGAUACCUUUGCCAGCAAGACGGCAGCCGUCAAUGAGAAUACCGCAGAUAACUCCAUCGGUAACGUGACGGGUAGCAACUCUGUCAACGUGUUCCUGGGCUUGGGGCUUCCAUGGCUUAUAGCUGCCAUCUACUGGGCAGCCAAGGAUGAUACCUUUGCGGUUCCUGCGGGUGGUCUUGCAUUCAGCGUGGCCACCUACACCAUCUGUGCCAUCGUCUGCAUCAUCAUCCUCAUGAUAAGACGGUACGCUGGUUUCUUCGGCAAAGCAGAGCUUGGCGGUCCUCCCAUCGGUCGGUAUGUCUCCGCCAGUAUCCUCAUCUCUCUAUGGUUCAUUUACAUCAUCCUCUCAUCUCUCUACGAGUACACGAUCAUCAAGUUGUAGGUAGCCAUUGGACCUACUUGACUCGCGAAGUGGACCAUGUGCACUUACCGAAUGACUUUAUGAUCAAACCUGUGUACAAAAACUACCUAGAAGAGAUUCGAGGUGUCCUUAUGUAAUAAUGAUAACAGUGUGCCUCGGAAUUGUUUCGAGAUAGCUGGCAUUGUAAAACUUCCUUUUAUUAUAUUAUUAUUAUUAUUAAGUUUGUGUGGUCUUUGUAUACAGGCUUCCCUGCACACAGUAAUACCUAUGUUUCAUCAGAAACAAAUGAUCAUGAGGUCUUUGCUGCACUCGGGGUUUCUUCCACACAGGAUUGCCGUACAUUGUCCUCAUCAAAGCAUAAAGUGUCAACUCAUUCAGUGUCGAGUUCAUGUCUAUUUUGUUGAUUCUGAGUAGACAUUGUCUGCUUCCUGUAAGUAGGUCCUCAGUCUCUGUACCUAUCAGCAGUGAGGAUCGUCGGGUGGUGUUUCACAAAGAGUUAAAUCUGACUGAAAAUCAGUUGCAUGCGGUCUAUAGCGCAUCAAUGCAUUGGUGAGAUCAUGCACAGAGGAUGCAUACUACCCAUAUUCAUCACUGGCAUUAUUUGUUUUAUAUAUCAUGUGCGUGUUGCCACAUAAGAAUGACUUAAAGUCACUAUUAACUCUUUGUGAAACCGGCCCCUGUGAUCUUAAGCCAGUGGUGUUAUGCUCCAUUGAAUGUGGGAUAGGAAGGAACACCAAUGAAGAGGGACACUACUGAACACAAUUACAGUAAACUGAUAUAAAUUCAAUUUAUAUCACACUUUCAUGAAUCAGGGCUACAAUAGUAAAUUUUGACCUGGGAAACCCGAAAAAUGAUGUGGUGGUAACUGUUGGCUUAUAAAAAUCAGUCAGGUAAUAUAUAAUCAGAAAUGUAAAUGAAAAUGCAUUCAGACACGUGGGUGCUAGUUAUCUCAAACAGUAUUUGGAAAAUGCCCAGUGUAAUAUUUCUUGAGAAUGAAAUCUACAGUGAAUGCCAUUUUGCGAUAAGUGGAGCAGUUGUGUCUACGAUAUUGAUGACGACUCGGCAGCAAUAACGAUCAGAUAGAGGGGUUUAAAAAAUCUACGGAUAUUUCAGGGGGGUGUUUCACAAAGUAUGACAUAGAGUCGCACUUAAAUGUCGAGGCGUACAUGAUCUGCAACGUGCAAACUUAUGAUCAAUAUGCAGUUGUGCACGCCCUCUUGGCGUGAUCUGACCAAUGCGGUGAUGGCUUUUAUACCGCACGCAACUAGGCAUUUAAGUGGGACUCUAAGUCAUAUUUGUCUUUGUGAAACACCCCCAGGUUAUGUCAGAUUUGAACAUUAAUUGUUCAGCGUCAGGAGAAGAUGAUGCAGAAUAUUUCUUCUUGUCUGUUCACUACUUACAUAAGUUGAGAAAUGUUACUCAUUUUGCCUAAAUGUCUGAAGAGUUGAAUAAUUUUGCGUUCAACUGUACAAGCCAUUUUUCUGAUGUUAUGUUUACUUUCCAUUCAUCAAGCUCGAUUCUGGAUGUGGGAUGGUGGAAAGAAACACAAUUUUAUUCAAGUAUGUACCAAAAUUUCUGCAACAAAAAUGUACAAAGAUGUAAGAAAUAUGUACAAUAAUUAGUUAAUUAGCAAUAGAUGGUACAUGUAGCUUGUGGAAAGAAAAUACUCAGUGACAUUAUUAGCUAGGUAUUUUGUACAAGAUUCUUUUAUAAAUGACAUGAUUCUUUGAAAAUCACUUCUGUUUCUGUUUAUCUUCCAUUUUCUACUUGAACGUGAAUUUUCAUUUCAAAGGACCAUUGAAGACUGUUUUUGUUGAGAAUGUAGAAAAGGUCUUGUGGUAAUUUUUUUCCUUCAUCCUGCAAAAUAUUUAAAUGUAAAUACUUUGCAGAAUGGCAAUGAUGUAUAUUUCAAAAUGGGUUUGUGUUUAUUUAACAGUUGUAUUUAUUAAUGUAUUGAGGGGAAAACUAAUGGAGUUCAUCAUUUUUUAUGAAAUAUCUACAGAUUGUGUAAUGGGUACCUGUAGUUAAACAAGUUGCAACAAUAUGAAUGAGUCAACUCUUUUGAAAAUGAUAUGUUUCUGUUUUGAAGUAUCAUAAUGACCUCCAAAGCAUAAUGA